Molecule: messenger RNA, 480 nt
Organism: Anisakis simplex (herring worm)
Lineage: Eukaryota; Metazoa; Nematoda; Chromadorea; Rhabditida; Anisakidae
Source: the annotation of a GenBank genome assembly
AUGAACAAACAGCUCACACUGCCAGUCGGUGAUGUAUCAGUCCAAAAGCUGUGUUCUGCCAACAGUGUGGUCGAUUGCUGUAGUCGUCUCGGUGGUUAUUUUGGACAGCAGCCGUCAAAGAAUCUCAAUCCAUCGGUACGCAGUAUUAAAGUCUCCAACGAGAUUUUCAGGACGGUUGAUUUGCAGCCUGAUACGACACAACAGGAGUCGUCGAAUGAGCAACACGCAGAGAAUCACGUUGAAAANCAACACGCAGAGAAUCACGUUGAAAAAGACGACUUGGCACGAAAACGUGCUGAAACUCAAAAAGUGCCCUCAAGGAGUGCACUCAAGAGCAAUCACGGUUGUGAUCGAACUCAGGCAGAUACCACUCAAGUGACCACAGAGCUGUUCACACAAAAAACACGUGAGAGUGCCGAAUCGAGGACGAGUCUCGGCAAGGAUGAGACGAGAAUUUCAUUCGGUAGUGAUACCAAUUAA